This is a messenger RNA of Lacerta agilis (Sand lizard), 2058 nucleotides long. RefSeq names its product vomeronasal type-2 receptor 26-like. The coding region runs from base 1 to 2058 and encodes 685 amino acids. Lineage: Eukaryota; Metazoa; Chordata; Lepidosauria; Squamata; Lacertidae. Gene Ontology annotation, cellular component: membrane. Gene Ontology annotation, molecular function: G protein-coupled receptor activity. The transcript is spliced from 4 exons. The record is from RefSeq and is a predicted model, not a curated record. Gene Ontology annotation, biological process: G protein-coupled receptor signaling pathway.
AUGGUCCCAAGCGAAGCCCAUCAGUACAGUGGGAUUAUCCAGUUGCUUCAGCAUUUUGGGUGGACCUGGGUUGGGCUUCUAGCUGCUGCUGGUGACAGCGGAGACCAUUUCCUGCAGAACCUGGAGCCACUGCUUUCUCAGCAUGGGAUAUGUUCAGCUUUCACAGAAAGGCUCCAGAUACAAGGACGAUUAAUUUCCCUUGAUAUUCUGAGCGAUAUGGCAUCAAACAUUUAUCAUUCUUUCAUGGAUAGAAAAGCCACAGCAAUUAUUAUCUAUGGUGAAAGCAUGACCCUUCUGUGGCUGAGCACUUUAGUGCCAAUAGCAGAUCUGGAAUAUAGAGGAAAUAUAUCUGUUGGGAAGGUGUGGAUUACAACAGCCCAGAUUGAUUUUUCAGUAACAGGCUUUAUAACACGUCAGAAUUUUCAAAUAUUCCAGGGGGCUAUUUCUUUUGCUAUACAUGCAAGUGGACAUCUAGGAUUCCAAGCUUAUCUUCAUAACCUAAAACCUUAUUGGGCACAAGGAGAUGGUUUUCUCCAAGGGUUCUGGGAACAAGCAUUUGGCUGUACAUUUUCCAAUCCCAGCAUAGCACUGGAGGUUGAUAGACCAUGUAUUGGACAGGAGAGGCUGGAGAGUCUUCCUGGACCUGUUUUUGAAAUGGACAUGACAGGUCACAGUUACAGUGUCUACAAUGCUGUCUAUGCUGUGGCACAUGCUUUGCAUUCCAUGAACUCAUCUACAUUGAAAUACAGAGUGAUGGUGGGGAGGAAACGUUCUGAAUUUCAAGAUCUCCAGCCUUGGCAGCUCCACCAAUUUCUUCAAGGCACUUCAUUUAACAAUGCUGCUGGGGAAAUAGUGACUUUUAAUAAUAAAGGGGAAUUGCUUGCAGGAUUCGAUUUAACAAAUAUGGUCAUAUUUCCAAACACCUCUUUUCUUCGAGUAAAAGUUGGACAGGUGAAUCCCAAUGCCUUUGAGGGGAAAGAAUUCACUGUCAAUGAAUCAUCAAUUGUGUGGAGCAGAAAUUUUAACCAGGUACCUCCCCUUUCUGUAUGCAGUGACUCCUGCCCCCCUGGCUAUCAGAAGAAAAAGAAUGAGGGGGAGAAAUUUUGUUGCUAUGACUGUACUCAGUGCGCAGAAGGGAAGAUUUCACACCAAAAGGACAUGGAUGACUGUUUCAGAUGCCCAGAAAAUGAGUAUCCGAACAAAGAUCAAGAAAGAUGCGUCCCCAAGAUUAUAAAUUUUCUCUCUUUAGAAGAACCUUUGGGGAUCAGUUUUGCUGUGGUUGCUGCUUUUUUAGCAUCGAUCACAGCUUUAGUGCUUGCGAUUUUUAUUAAACACAAAGAUACUCCCAUAGUCAAAGCCAACAACCAGGAUGUCACCUAUACCCUGAUCACCUCUCUGUUGCUCUGCUUUCUCUGCUCAUUGUUGUUUCUCGGACAACCAAGUAAGGUGACCUGCUUUCUCCGUCAAUCUGCUUUCGGCACCAUCUUCUCAGUUGCUGUUUCCUGUGUGUUGGCCAAAACUGUCACUGUGGUUCUCGCUUUCAUGGCUACCAAACCAGGUUCCAACAUGAGGAAGUGGGUGGGUAAAAGACUGACCAACUCCAUUGUCUUCUCCUGCUCUCUUAUUCAAGCAGGUAUCUGUGUUGUGUGGGUCGCUAUGUCUCCCCCAUUCCCAGACUUUGACAUGGUAUCAUUCACCAAAAUCAUAGUAGCAAAAUGCAAUGAAGGUUCUGUCACCAUGUUUUAUCUUGUCCUGGGCUACCUGGGACUGUUGUCUAUCAUUAGUUUCACGGUGGCUUUUCUAGCAAGGAAACUGCCAGACACUUUCAAUGAAGCCAAGUUCAUCACCUUCAGCAUGUUGAUGUUUUGCAGUGUUUGGUUGUCAUUUGUCCCAACCUACCUGAGCACCAAAGGGAAAUACAUGGUGGCUGUGGAGCUCUUCUCUAUAUUGGCCUCCAGUGCUGGGCUACUGGGUUGUAUAUUUUUCCCAAAAUGCUACAUUAUGCUGCUAAGGCCUGACAUGAACAGCAGGGAACAGCUAAUAAAGAGGAAAAAAUAG